Sceloporus undulatus (fence lizard) is the source of this 972-nucleotide messenger RNA. RefSeq names its product D(1B) dopamine receptor-like. Gene Ontology annotation, molecular function: G protein-coupled receptor activity. The record is from RefSeq and is a predicted model, not a curated record. Gene Ontology annotation, cellular component: membrane. The transcript has a single exon. The coding region runs from base 3 to 734 and encodes 243 amino acids. Lineage: Eukaryota; Metazoa; Chordata; Lepidosauria; Squamata; Phrynosomatidae. Gene Ontology annotation, biological process: adenylate cyclase-activating adrenergic receptor signaling pathway.
GGAUGGUGGCCUUCGCUUGGGGCCUGGCGCUGCUGGUCUCUUUCCUGCCCGUCCAGCUGGGUUGGCACCAGCCGAGUCCCAGCCUCAAUGGCAGCCUGGACGACGAAGAGGAGGCAGCCUGGCACUGCGAUGCCAGCCUGAGCCGGACCUACGCGGUGGCCUCCUCCCUGGUCAGCUUCUACAUCCCGGUGGCCAUCAUGGGGGUGACUUACACCCGGAUCUACCGCAUCGCCCGGCUCCAGAUCCGUCGGAUCUCCUCCUUGGAGAGGGCCGCCUUGCACUGCCGCUCCCAUCAUCCCCCGCCUUCCUCCUCCUCCAGGAUCCGCAAGGAGACCCAGGUUCUGAAGACCCUCUCCCUCCUGAUGGGGGUCUUCGUCUGCUGCUGGCUGCCCUUCUUCGUCCUCAACUGCCUGCUGCCCUUCUGCCCGGCCACCCAGCCCCCCUGCGUCAGCCGGGCCACCUUCGACGCCUUCGUCUGGGUCGGCUGGGCCAACUCCGCCCUCAACCCCUUCAUCUACGCCUCCGACGCCGAGUUCCGCAAGGUCUUCGCCGGCUUCCUCCGAGGACCCGCUUGGCGGAGGCGGCGGCGGCGGCGGGAGUCCGACGCCACCCCUGCAGAGUCGGCCAAUGCCAGCCGCCAUCCCCUCCGACGGCUCUUGGGCGGCCGCGGGGAAGGAGAGCUCUCCUUGGACCUCCCCCCCAGUCGGGAGAUGGCCACUAGCAGCCACCUUUAGCCUUUUCAUCCCGUCCGCACUGCGGAAUUAAUCCGAUUUGGUCCCGCUUUUAACUGCCAUGGCUCAAUGCGAUGGAAUUGUGGGAAAUGUCGGUUUAGAGAUUUGCCAUCGAAGACCGGACUCUGGCAGUCAGAUGGAGUGAGGCUCUUCUUCCCCACACACCUUUGAGCUCUCUCGCUCUCUCUUUCACUCUCUCUUUCCCAUUCUCUCUCUCUCUUUCUCCCUCUGUCUUUCUUUC